This is a messenger RNA of Leucoraja erinaceus (little skate), 663 nucleotides long. Its product is annotated as CB1 cannabinoid receptor-interacting protein 1-like. The annotation marks the transcript as partial. The record is from RefSeq and is a predicted model, not a curated record. Gene Ontology annotation, biological process: negative regulation of signaling receptor activity. The transcript is spliced from 2 exons. Gene Ontology annotation, molecular function: type 1 cannabinoid receptor binding. Gene Ontology annotation, cellular component: plasma membrane. Lineage: Eukaryota; Metazoa; Chordata; Chondrichthyes; Rajiformes; Rajidae.
GUCGAUGUUGGUGGGCACAGUACCUGUCUCCUUGGAGGAGACUUCGAGGGACCCACAGACGGUGAACUACACCGGGUUUUACGACACAGAAGGAGUAGUUCACACCAAGAGUGGCGAACGGCAGCCUCUGCAAGUCCACAUUCAGUUCAUGGACAUUGGCACCUUUGAGACGGUUUGGCAGGUGAAGUUCUACAACUAUCACAAGCGGGACCACUGCCAGUGGGGGAACAGCUUUGGCAGCAUCGACUAUGAGUGUAAACCCAACGAGACCCGCAGUCUGAUGUGGAUCAACAAAGAGAUGAUUACCUAGACUGCAGUAUGAGGACAUGUCCCUUCACACACUGGUCUGGACAGAUUACACUUGUCUGUGUUAUAAAUACAAACACCAUGUCUUAACAUCAACACAAAUUGGGCUGAAACUGCACAAUAUGGAAUGAACCAUUUAGUACUCAAGUGUAAUUGCUUCUCCUGCUGUUUAGAAUGGACAUUUCUCCACGUAUUUUAAACAGAGAGAAUUUGAUAAAAACAUAUCCGACCUGCUGCUUAUAUCAUUCAGCAGAAACUUAAACACCAGUAUCUGCAUUAUGUUAGUAACGUAUAUGUUCUGCCAUAACAGUUAGGAGAGUAAAUUGAUGUGAAAUGUACAAUGUUUUUGGUUCAAUU